UAAAUCCACCACCCGCCUGCUGAAGCUACAAAACGUUCGAUUUGUCCGGCUGGCCGCACCAACCACCAGCUAAAAAGUUGUUGUUGCGGCCACUGCCGGGUUUCAAAAGAAUUAUAGUUUCUAUAUCAUUGUGUAAAUUAUUAUUACAUUGUUUUUUUAUUUUUAAUUGAGAUGGAUAACAUUAAUCAGAAGGACCAUUAUCGUGCAAGUUUGAGGUCGUUGUCAUCGUCAUCGUCAUCUUCGUUUUUGUCAUCUUCAUCUUGGUUAGAAUUGCCUACGUUCGAGCAGGAGUCGACGGAGAUGGAUGAAUUGCAGUGGAUGCCGCUGGCUCCAACGUUGUGGAAGAACAAGAAGAGGUUGUCGAAGCAGCUGUCCAUGUGUGAAACAUCGCGUGACAUCGCAUGGGAGAGGCGGCGGCGCCAAAUUCUGAGCCAAGAGCGGAGAAAUGACCAGUAUUUGACUGAUGAAGACUUGCAUGAGUUGAAAGGAUGCAUUGAGCUUGGUUUUGGAUUCAACGAAGAAGAGGGUUACCAAUUAACCAGCACAUUGCCGGCUUUGGACCUUUAUUUCGCAGUCAACCGUCAGCUUUCUUUCAGCCCCGUCUCAUCCCCAAAGAGCGGCCGACAGUCUACCUCUUCACUCGGUGGUCGUUCAUCGUCCUUCGGUAGCCCAAGAAGCGACUCAGAUUCUUGGAAAAUUUGUGGCCCAGGCGAGAAUCCUCAGCAGGUGAAGACGAAGUUGAGACAUUGGGCACAAGCUGUGGCAUGUUCUGUGAUGCAAUCCUCACAAAGUGACAUGCCAUGAAUGAAAUUUUACAGAGGAUUAGAAUAAGAACAACUAAAGAAGAAAAAAAACAUGUAAUUUUGUAUGAGAAUAAGAACAAUGGUAAAGGUCCUGCAUGGGUUUAAAUUAAAGAAUGAGAACAAUGUAAUGAGGAGCCUGCAGGGUCUCUUUGAUUCUUAUGAGGCCAAUGAUAAAGGUCCGAGGUGUAAAUCAAACCAAUUUGCCUUUUGU
Mangifera indica (mango) is the source of this 1014-nucleotide messenger RNA. RefSeq lists its product as uncharacterized. The transcript is spliced from 2 exons. The record is from RefSeq and is a predicted model, not a curated record. The coding region runs from base 172 to 804 and encodes 210 amino acids. Lineage: Eukaryota; Viridiplantae; Streptophyta; Magnoliopsida; Sapindales; Anacardiaceae.